AGGCUGUCUGAUCCAGGCUGUGUAGUAGCUACUAACAGAAUAGGAGACCUGACAGGUGAUGGUCAGACGCUGACCCGGCUGUAGGUUCACAGAGGGAGGCUGGGUGAGCUGCUCACACUGGACCCCUGUGGAGGAAACAUGUUGGUUAUGGAGUCAGAAUAUCAGAGAGACUGUUGUUUCUCAAAGAGACUCACAGGAUCCAGCUGUAAACAGCAGCAGCAGAGCAACAGAGAACAUGGUGAAGGUGAUCUGAUGAGAGCUUCUGCUGCCUCCACAACAUGACCCCCACCUUUUAUAGCAGCUUCAUUUGCAUAAAGAGAGACAGCAGCAAUUGAUUGAUAAAGAAUUAGAUUGGACUUGGGUUGUUUUAUUUAUUUUCUAAAAUAAGCAUUUAGACCGACAUAUCACGUUAAACAUGUUUGUUUUCUCAUAUCAUAUUAUACUCUACAGGCCUUGUCCUCAUGUUCAUAUUCUGAAACCACAUUUUUCAAAUACAGUCAUGUGAUCUACCUUAAACCAAACAUCACCUCUGUGUAGCUCUUUUGAGUGCUUUUUGCUGAGUCAUGAAACAUCACUGACAGGAAUAUUUGGCCCAGGAGUUGUAACCUGCCCUAGAAACCAAGUGGAGAACUGAGCAUUGGCCACUCCAAUUCAAAACCUUGUCAUUUCUUUCACGACCUUUUUUAACCCCAGUGUGCCCUUUAAGAGUACUUCCCUUUUUUUGUCAGAAAUGACCGUUAUGGCUGUGUUUACCGUUAACGCCAGGAAGCCAUAACCACAACCACAGCUGGUUUUCAGUAUCGGUCCGAGUCUUUCUCAAUGUCUGUGCUUGGGUCGGAGUUCAAGUGUUCUGUGGUGAUGGAAGUUCAUUUUACGAUAACUGGGACCUUUUGAUCUGACAUGACGUGAUGUUGAAUAAGCAUGUCAUCCAUCCACGUUCUUCUGCUGGGGCGACAUUGUGGGGGCAGCAGUUGAUUCCCAGAGGCCCCUUUUUUAGUGAUAUACGGUCUUCAGCACACCCUGGGUUUGCCCCUGGGACUCCUUCAAGUGGGAAAACUUGCUUCUUGACCUUGAUCUCCCUGAUCAACCUCUAGAGAAUCAUUGAUUCAUACGUCUGCAGUGACGAGAUUCUUUGAAUCAGCCGGUCAGUCAACUACAAGUAUGAUAAUGAAAACCAUGAGACCUAAGUCUUUAGUUGCAGAAUUAUUGUUCCGUUACUCAACACAUUCAUUUCGAUGCGCUUAUUGUGAGCAGAACAAUAUUCACUGUGAAAUCCGACCUGUUUUCCUUAUCCCUCCGUAUGUGACACAGAUUCUUAAUUUAGACUUAAUCUGACUCUGUCAGUCCACUUCCUGCACAUGUGUUGUGUACAUUAGAUAAAUGCUGUUAUGUAAUUUAAGUGCAUGAUGCUAUUGAUUCCACAUGAUGCUCAUUUUUCAGCAGGCAUUUUCAUUAAUUCUCUCCGACUUGAGUCUGCAAAAGUGAUUGCUUUGCUCAGUCUCACACUGACUGUACAUGGUCUAGCAUGCGACGGCGACGUACAGCAUUCGCUACGCUCUUAUAUAACCACAUAUAGUCUCCGUUACGGAAACAUAGAGUAGAACGACUCUUAAAAGUGCUCCAUAAUCUCACCACUGGCACGCUCAGAUUAAGGAGUGCAUCGGCGGUGACGCCUUUGUUACAGAAUAUUAGAAAACAAUUGUCAUUUGAGAACUUCCUCAAAAACUUCUGUCUCGUCAGUUAAUGAUUUUCUUUUUUUUUUUAAUUGAUUUAUAAAAAUGCAGUUUCUAAACCCAGAAAUUAAAUGAAACAGCUGUGAAUUUUGGUUUUAAAUAAAAAGAAAAAUCAUGUUGACAUGAAUGUUAGUCUCUAUAUAUGUGCAGCAUUAAGCCCAUCUUCCUUUUCCACACCAAAGCUGGAGAGAUAAUCCAGGACGGACCUCAUCCCUCCUCUCUGGCAGAUCAGCGCUGGUCACUUACUACACACACACAAACACACACAUGCUCCUCUUGACACGGGCACAAAACUAACCCACGAGAUUAAAAUACUUUAUUUGGGGAGAUUUGGGUGAAGAAUAAAUUCAGAAUCAGACUGUCAUGAGUUUGAAGCAAGCCUGCAUCUUUCUCCGAGGAGGAACCAGGAGACCAGCAAGAACGUUAACAGAAGACGAGAUAGACGAGUUGCGUGAAGCGUUUGUAGAGUUUGACAAGGACAAAGAUGGAUUCAUCAGCUGUAAAGAUUUGGGGAACCUGAUGAGGACGAUGGGCUACAUGCCCACUGAGAUGGAACUGAUAGAACUCAGCCAGAACAUCAACAUGAACUUGGGUGGACGGGUAGACUUUGAGGAUUUCGUCGACCUCAUGACCCCCAAACUUCUGGCUGAGACGGCUGGAAUGAUCGGCCUGAAGGAACUGAAAGAAGCGUUCAGAGAGUUCGAUAUCGAUGGCGACGGCUCCAUCACGUCCGAUGAGCUGCGACAGGCCAUGAUGAAGCUGUUGGGACAGCAAACCAACCAGAGCGAAAUCGAAGCCGUCGUCAAAGAAGCCGACGACAACGGUGACGGAACGGUGGACUUUGAAGAGUUUGUCAAAAUGAUGUCAAUGAAAUGAAGACUGGACGAACCCACUGGGGUCUUAUUUGAUUUGUUCGGGAUGUUUUCAUCCUUUUAUCCUUGUGACUUUGAGCACUCCUACAACAGGCCAGUUGCCCCCUUCACUCCACACUUGAGUAACAAUAGAUGCAGUUUUAUCAUUUCAUCUUGAAGCUACAGUGAUUUAGCCGGUUUGUAGUGGAACCUCGUGUUAUUUUAGGGACUAUUUAUGAACACUUUCUUGUGUAUAUAUAUAUAUAUAUAUGUAUAUAAUGAUGUACAGCACUGAAGUUCUUACAUGAGCACGACACUCAGCACAACAACAUCUCUGACACCAGGAAUGUAACCAACCGAGCGGAUCUUUCAACCCGACAUCAUGUCGCGGCAACACCACCGCAGCUUCUAAGUCUGAGGCCGUGGUUCUCUGCUCUACUCCUCCCUUUCCCCCAUUUACCUGUAAUGGAUCAAACGUCUUUGCAGCAACUCCUUGUUCCCGCAGUGCCAGAACCCAAUUGAGCAGCUGUUUUGUGCAGUCCAGAUUAAAUCUCUUGACUUUUAAAA
Synchiropus splendidus (mandarinfish) is the source of this 3151-nucleotide messenger RNA. Its product is annotated as calcium-binding protein 5-like. The record is from RefSeq and is a predicted model, not a curated record. The transcript has 6 exons. The coding region runs from base 2097 to 2609 and encodes 170 amino acids. Lineage: Eukaryota; Metazoa; Chordata; Actinopteri; Syngnathiformes; Callionymidae. Gene Ontology annotation, molecular function: calcium ion binding.